Podarcis raffonei (Aeolian wall lizard) is the source of this 3401-nucleotide messenger RNA. RefSeq names its product gamma-secretase activating protein (gene GSAP). The transcript is spliced from 31 exons. NCBI's taxonomy places the organism in Eukaryota, Metazoa, Chordata, Lepidosauria, Squamata, Lacertidae. Gene Ontology annotation, biological process: positive regulation of amyloid-beta formation. Gene Ontology annotation, cellular component: trans-Golgi network. Bases 249 to 2789 code for a protein of 846 amino acids. The record is from RefSeq and is a predicted model, not a curated record.
UCCCCGAGUGACACCCGGCGCGUCCAAUAGGCAGCGGCGCCUCCGCCUAGUUUGGGAGAUUCCCCGCGAGGGGCGGGCCCGGGGCAAAAGCGAAAGGCGCUCGGGGAGCCCCGGGUCCCCGCAGGGCAGGCGAGGCCUCAGGCGGCGUUGGCGGGGCACCCGCCGGGCUGCUUCUGGAGGCUGCUCCCGGGAGGCUUUUGCGGGGCUGCUGCUCCCGGGCUCCCCCUGAUCAGGAGGCAGGAGGGGCGAUGCUGCUCCAGCUGAGCGCCCACUUUGAUCCUCAGAGAGAUGUGGGGCCCUGGCUUUCCGAGCAAGCGGCGCUGCUGGGAGACGCUGAGGCUGAUAUUUUGGGGAAUAACUUGGAGACACUCCGCACAGUUAAUGUUGAAAGAAAUGGAAAUAUUAUUUAUACCUGGAAGGGGAAUCAGGCGCACACCUGUAUUGGAUUGUAUGAGCCCAGUAGUCAAAAGAACCAGCACUUAUAUACUUUUGAAAAGGACUUGCACAUGAUCAGCUGCUCUGUCAACAGUGAGAAGACAUUGCUGGCGGUCAGUUUUCUCCAGUCAACAACAGAAGAAAGAACAAAUCUCUUGUUUCCCCCAGUGUCUAAAUGUCUGACCUUGCUGAUUGAAAUUCACCCAGUAAAUAAUGUGAAAGUUUUAAAGGCUGUGGAUAGCUGGAUCAGAGUGCAGUUUGUUUAUCCAGUUGCAGAAACAAUUACUUCUCCAGCAAGCUACCUGUUGCUCAUUUCAGAAGAUAAAUAUAUUGAAAAAAUCGACAUCAAAGUUGUCAGAGAAGGAGACAGUGUGAUGAUAGAAAAUGCAAGCCAGCUUUCAAGACAAAGAAUUGUUGACGAUAUCUUUUGGGCCCAGUGGGAUACGCUGGAGCAAACAUUAUUUUACAUUGCCUCAAAGGAAUCAAGGGACACACUAUAUUGCAUCCAGUUUUAUCCUGAUAAAAACUUUAAACUUAUACUUGAAACACCUUUGGAUAUCAACUUGGAUGACAUAGGAUUAAAAUCUGUGAAUUUGGAUUUUAACUGUUCUCAAGACCAAGAGAUGAUAUCUAAACCUUUGAAUAUUCAAGUUUUUACCAGUGAAACAGGAUGUCUCUGCAUAUGCUGUAACCUGGUUCCUGUUAGUCCUGAAGAAGUAACAUACUCGGUGUCCUUUUUACAUAAAGGUUAUAGUAAAACGUAUACUGUUACUCUGGAAAGAGGGGAUUCCUCAGAAGUGAAAGAUCUUACUUUUUUAAAUCUUGACUAUUAUGUGGCUGUCUACUUACCUGGACACUUCCUGCAUCUUCUCAACACUCGGCAUCCUGACCUGAUGUGCUAUAACUUCUUUCUAACAGGUGGGAAUGCAAAAAUUAAUAGCUUGCACACGAACGCCCUCCUUUCCCCUCUCAAGUCGAUGGUCUUGGAUCGCAGCACAGGAAGCAUAUUUACCGUUGCUAUAAACAGGCAGGCCUUGCUGCAGUUUUUGUGGAACAGCAAGUCGGAUAACGACAGAUUGGCAGCACUUCACUGUUUACUUCUGCAUAUUGGAAGCGCUAAGGAAUUGGAAACCCAGAUUAUCCAGUGGAUUAUAGAGAACACAGCCACUUGUUUUACAUUUGACCCCAUACAGGAACUUAUCAUAGCUUCUUUGUCCUGGAGAAUGUGUCUGAAGGACAGCAAACUGGAUAGUGUUUUACCAUAUACACCACUCCUGUACUGGAAUGAGGAUAUCCCUGGAAUCGUAUGCAGAACACACAUUAUCUCACUACCUGUGUUAAAGUUACAGAAGUGCAAAGGCUUCUGGGAAAAGCUAGGUUCAAGCUUGGAGUGCUCCAGGUGUUUUGACCCACACAUGUGUUUCAACAGCAAGCUGCUUAGGCUGGAACGGGAUAAACUGCUUUCAGAUGAGAGAACUGAAGAGAGAACAAUAUAUACGGAAAGCCUGCUUGAAAACGCAAAGAAAGUGUUUUCCAGCCUGAAUAAAUGGAACACAGAAGAAAAUAUGGUUCCUCUCUUCCAGGAAGAAGAUUACCAGCAACGGUUGCUAACAGGACUGAUGGUAGCACAGUUGAAAGAUCAUCUCACAAGACACCUGCAGCAUGUUGGCAAAAAGAAGAUUGACCAAAUAGCUGUGGAUUAUGUUUCGAAAUCGCUGGAUCUAAUAUGCUUGAUAAUGGAGAACGUUUGGAAGAAAUAUAGUCUUGGUCCCUGGAUCUUCUCAUGUAGGCAGGAAGGAAGAUUGGAUGAGAUGGUCGUAUUCUGUAUCAUGUGUCAGAUUCUACAGGCCACCAGUGGAAUGUGCAUGCCUUUGCCUCCUGGAUUUCAUACUCUGCAUAUAGCACUGGGCAUCCGAUGUCUCCCUUUGCAUGCACUCUUGCAUUACAUUGACCAUGGAGUGCUACAUUUGACGGAGAAGUGCGUAAUGAAACUUUUGAAAGAGCUGGACAACACUGAAAAGAACGAAAAGCUCAAACUGAGUAUCCUCAUAAGGCUUCCUGAGGCAACUGGUCGUAAGGUUAGUCAACUCUGGAAUCACCCUGUAAGCACCAACAGUAUUGCAAGGAACUAUGUUAAAGUCUUGCUUGAGAAACUCAGCAGUAAACAGUACAGUAUGCUAGUUAUGGAGAGUUUGUCCCCUCAAAUAGAGUUUCUUCCGCUUAACUACUUGGUCAAUAUGCUGUCAGAGGUGGAGAGUCAAGGAUGGAUGACUUCUGUGGCACAGGAAAACAUGAACGCAAGAUGUGUGGAAGAGUUGGCACUGAAGCACACGACUGUGCUCUUAGGUCUUUAGUGAAACUUAUCAAAAGCGACCUUCUUACCUCAGCUGCAUUUCAGCCUUGCUAUGUCUGCUAGUGACAUGUACUGAUUCAGGAGAAAAACUUCCUAAAACUUCCGCUGACUACUUAGAGAGAGUUCAGUAUAAUGACUUUCUCAUUGUCACUACUUAUUAUUAGUAAUGGGAUACAUGCCAAAGUUGCUGUGCCCAAAAUGCAGUGAUUUUCAGGUACCGACAUGGAAUUACGAACUUCUGCUUAAUUUGCCUGCUACUCCAGUUCAGAUUCUGGCAAGUAAAUUCUGAAUAUGGAGUAACUAUAUAACAGAUCAAAAAGAAACUGGCAGCUGUUGUACACUGAUGUAUAAGGGGAUCAAUUUAUGAACUUGGGAAGUAUGAUUAAAAUAGCUCUCUGUAAAUAAUGGGAAUAAAUGUAUAAUUUUGAAACUUAAUAUAUCCUUGCUUAUGUAAAAUAUCAUCUUUCUUUUGUAUAUUUUGCUACACUCAUAUGAAACUUCUGCAAGGCAACUAAAUUUCAACUGGGGCAUAUUUAUAUCUGUAUUGUCCCUUAGCAAUCAGUGGGUAUGAUCCACUUUUAAGUUAAGCAUUAUUAAAGCUUGUUGAUACUGA